Tinamus guttatus (white-throated tinamou) is the source of this 695-nucleotide messenger RNA. NCBI's taxonomy places the organism in Eukaryota, Metazoa, Chordata, Aves, Tinamiformes, Tinamidae. The record is from RefSeq and is a predicted model, not a curated record.
ACCUGAAAUACCUUUCUCCUCUGAUCUGUGCCGUCUUCAUUAUCCUGAUCCCUCUCUGGGUUGCCAUCGCCAAGCAAAGUCCUUCCCUGGCAGAAGUCCUGAAGUCGGGAUGGCAGCCGGUCAUCGUUGCAAUGAGCAUCAGCAGCAUCGGUGGCCUGAUCCUGGACAAAACUGUAACUGACCCCAACUUUGAAGGCAUGGCAGUUUUCACACCUGUGAUUAAUGGUGUCGGAGGGAAUCUGGUAGCCAUCCAGGCCAGCCGUAUUUCCACAUUCCUGCACUUCUGGAGCAUGCCUGGAGUUUUGCCGUACAAGAUGAGGCAGAAUUGGCCCAACCCAUGUACCACGUUCUUCUCCUCAGAGGUGAAUUCCAAGUCAGCCCGAGUCCUGUUCCUCCUGGUCAUCCCGGGACACCUCGUGUUCCUCUACACCAUCCAUCUGCUGCAGGGAGGCCACACGUCUCUGUCCUUCAUCUUUGUGAUACUUUACCUGACUGCUGCUUUGCUGCAGGUGGGAAUCCUGCUCUACGUGGCUGACAUAAUUGUGCGUCUGAUGUGGAGGAAGGCCCUGGAUCCGGAUAAUUUCUCCAUCCCCUACCUCACCGCCCUAGGGGAUCUCCUGGGCACGGGAUUCCUGGCCGUCUGCUUCCGCCUGGUCUGGCUCAUCCGCGGUGCAGACAUGAAGCUGGGAAACUGA